Drosophila bipectinata is the source of this 1661-nucleotide messenger RNA. RefSeq names its product DCN1-like protein SCCRO4 (gene SCCRO4). The record is from RefSeq and is a predicted model, not a curated record. Gene Ontology annotation, molecular function: ubiquitin conjugating enzyme binding; cullin family protein binding; ubiquitin-like protein binding. Gene Ontology annotation, cellular component: ubiquitin ligase complex. Gene Ontology annotation, biological process: protein neddylation. Lineage: Eukaryota; Metazoa; Arthropoda; Insecta; Diptera; Drosophilidae.
CCAAACGAGAGCGGUGUUUUAAUGUUUGAGUACUGUGGUCACGCUACAAACAAGAGACCGAACGCCAGCUAAAUUUUACAUUGAUUUUGAAAAUUAUGUUAACCACCUUGACGCUAUAGUAAACUGGUCUCAUCACAAAACCCAGCGAUCCUAAAAGAAUCAAAACUCUCGGUGGCCUGCUGGGGAGGACACAGGCGGAUAAAUCUGGAAAUCACAUCACAAUAAGUCAUGCCACGGGGUAAACGCCGAGCUGCAGAUAUCGGUGACAACAUGGAUGGUCAAUCGAAGAGAGCCCGUACCAGCUACACCAGCAUACCAACACAACAGAGCAGCAGACGCCAUAUCAGAGCAGAGGAUGGAUUCAGUCAAAAGCGAUGUCUGACAUGGUUCCAAGAAUACACUACUCCCGACGAACCAGAGACACUGGGUCCCGACGGUAUGGAGAAGUUUUGCGAGGAUAUCGGCGUGGAGCCCGAGAACAUUGUGAUGCUGGUGCUGGCCUACAAAAUGGGCGCCACCCAGAUGGGCUUCUUUAGUCAACAAGAGUGGCUGAAGGGUCUCACAGAUCUCGAGUGCGACUCGGCAGCGAAAAUGGUUGUGAAACUGGACUAUCUGCGCAGCAUACUCAACGAUCCCAACUCCUUCAAAAGCAUCUACAGAUACGCCUACGAUUUUGCCAAGGACUCUGAUCAACGAAGUAUGGAUAUUCUUACAGCCAAGGCCAUGCUGCAGUUGUUACUCGGCAAGCACUGGCCGCUAUAUCCGCAGUUCGCACAGUUUCUAGAGCAAUCAAAGUACAAGGUGAUCAACAAGGAUCAGUGGUGUAAUAUUUUAGAGUUUUCGCGCACCAUCUGCAUUGACUUGUCCAAUUACGAUAUAGACGGGGCAUGGCCCGUCAUGUUGGAUGAGUUUGUGGAAUGGCUGCGAUCGCAGCGGAGUCUGGCAAACUCGAGUCCCGGGUCCAGCUGAGAGAUGCUGUAUCAAGUCGCCUAUUUCUAGUUCAACUUUUGGGAGCAAGAUCAGUGCGGAGGAGUAGGAGUCAAUGGAAGAAGUUGCGGUACGAAUCAAAGGCGGAUUAUUUGUGGCGAAGAAGAGCAAAACUAAAGGAUACACUCACAGCGGAACUCGCACCACACAAUGGGCCAAUCAUACCCAAAAAAACAGAAAGCCACACCCACUCAACCACACGGAAAUAUAAGGCAUUUGGAGAGACUGGCAUUAACACUGGCAAAGCAACCAACUAUGAAACUAAACUAUUGAUAAUAUAUUUAAUGUAAUAAUUUAUGUAUUAACGACAACUAAAAGCUAAAACCACAAUUCUCUAAUCUUAAGGAAUCCAUUGAAGAAUUGAAAGAGAAAAGAAAAACAAUAACAAAAAAAGGAAAACAGCAACAAGAGCCAAAAUGGGGGCAGCUUGUAAAAAGUAAACCCAGAAGAAUGUAACGAUGGCAAUAACCAAGAGACCCCCAAUAGAUCUAAAAACAUAGAACAAACAAUUAAGCAAUUCAAGAGAAACCCGAAAAUCAACAAAAUAUCAGCAGCAAUGUCAAAAUCUAUAAAAAAAAGAUCAACACCAAUACUGGGGCAGUCAUAGUCGUUAUUAAAUCAAUGUAGAAAAACAAUAUUUGGGGAUUAAUUAAUAAAAAUAUUAAGUGAACAAA